UUAUAUUCUUCAAUCUUGUUCGGGUUUUCGUCAAGAGUAGGUAGACUGUAGACACCGUGUGCCUCAUAUCUGCUCAUAUACCUACGCCGCGGCGGACGCCUAAUAAACAACGCGCGCGGUGGCGGCGAUUUCUCAUAUCGCAGCGAUAUAUAUAUAUAUAUAUAUAUAUUCCGAUUUUUCGGCUUCACCCCCGCUCGACGGCGCGUGUGUGUAAUUCAAUUUGCAUUGCUUUCGCCGACCGGAGUUUAUCGCCUGUGUCUGCGAGUGCAGGAGUCAACGGAGCAGCUUGACGAGGACACCGGCGUCGCCGCUUUUCGCCGUGCUUAUAGGCCCAGCAGUCCUAAUGGCGUUUUUUCCACUAUGACAACAGGACUUUAAGGACACAUUUGAUUGAUUUAUGCUCUUGGCUCAUUACUUGAAAAGAUGAAUUUCUCUGAGCAAAAUGCACAGAGCAUACUGCCACAAUUCUCAGAGAUUUCACGCACAAAUGUCACAACAUCGAAUUAUGCAGCAAGUGGGAAUGAUCAUCAUCAAUCCAUUCAAAAUGUGUUCACAACUGCAGCAGAUCCUAAUCAUGUUAAACAAAUUUUAAUUAAUUCACCUACAAAAUACUCAAAUACAUUAUUAAAUUGGCCUGAUCCUAAUACGUUAAUGCAACUUUGUGAGAAGCAAGGUUUUCAAACCAUAAACAUUCCAGCCUAUAGUCAAAAUAGCACAGUUUUAAGUGUUCAGUCUCAUAAUUUGCCUAUGAGAAUUAUUCCAAAUGUUUAUGUGCCACCGACUGAUAAUAAUUUUGAGAAGAAUGAUUCAAAUCAUUUAAAAAAUGAUAAUGAAGAGGUAAAUAGUAACACAUUAAAUUCACAAACACUUCAGCAACAAAGUUUAGCCGUGGCAGAAUAUCUGCAAAAAUUACAGUCUACCACACUUCCAAUAACGUUGCAACAGUUAAUCAAAAUGCAAUCAGAACAAACUAAGAAAGAGAAGGAUGAUGAGCAGAAAAACGACCAAAUGCAAAAUAAUAUCUUAAACAUUCCAAAUGUGCCAAUUUACAAAGCUUCUCAACUGCAGAACGAUAGUCAAUAUAUAAAUAAUGAACAUUCUAUAAUUCCAUUAAAUCCAAGUGACGUAAAUGUUCACAUGGAGGAACAAACUGAAAAUCACAAUAUUACACAAAAUCAAGCUCAAGCUCAGAAUAAUAAAAUGGAGCAAACGACACAAUCUGAUCCAACAACAAAACCGGAGAAGAAAAUCAAAUUCAGAGCAAAAACUGGGGAAAUAAAAAUAACUAUAGCUCUUGAUGGAUCUACACUGUAUUGUUGUCCCGAGUGUAAUCUUGCAUUUGCACAAAAGUCUGAAAUAGAGCAACAUUUACAAAUUCACGUGCAGGAGCGCAAAUACCAGUGCAAGGAGUGCGGGGCCAUGUUGAAACGCAAGGAGCACCUGGACCAACACAUGCGUGGUCACUCGGACGAGCGACCGUACAAGUGCCCAAUCUGUCAGAAAGCGUUCAAGCGCAAUGAGCACCUUACUAGACACUACGUAAUCCACUCGGGUGACAAGAACUUUUCCUGUCAGGUUUGCCAAAAAGCCUUUUCGCGCAAGGACCAUCUUAAUAAGCACACACAGACGCACCUUGGCAUAAAAAAGCCCAAACUUAAAAAAGAAAGCGGUGUUCAUAUCGAGCUGCAACAGCAACAACAUCAGCAACAUCAACCACAACAGCAACAGCAACAACAUCAACCGCAAAUGAUGGAUUCGACGCCGACUGUCACUACCACUGCGGCAGCUUCGAUGCUUCUUAGGCCAGAUCUCAACAACUUCCUCAAAGAGGGAAACCUUAAACAAGACACAACACACCUACUUCAGCAUAUACAAAACCUGCAGAAAGAUUCGAACCUCUUCUCGGCCUUAAAAGAGCACGUGCUCAGAGAUACAUCUGGUCUCCCGCAACAGGCUGUUAACAUGAACGAGAUCUUGCCCCAGAAUACAAGGUACCUCAUGCCAUCCUAAAACCCUUUCUUUGCGGGUUUCUUAUUACUUUCCUUCUUCACCUUAUCUGUGGAGAGCAUACGGUCCUAUAAAGAAUCGUGAUAUUACCGCAGCAAUAAACUAGCAGGGGAAAAAGUAGCGAACGAAAAACGCUGCUAGGAGACUUUGUUGGGAGAGACACGAUAAUUUUUUAUAUUGACGGUCGGCGCGACUUUUAGAAUGAAUUGCUACCUUGAGAGUACGUAGGUGUAUGACGACUAGCGUUUACUUGAUUGUUAAGGUAAAGUGCACGAGGUGAAAUAGUCGAAUCUGAGCCAUAGUUUGAUGUGAUAUAUUGUAAAUAAAGCUGAUAUUUCCGUGUGGUAUUGAUAAUUAAUGAAAGCAAAUGGUAUUAACGUGAACAUAGAGUUUAUUGUCUCAUUGAAUGAGCGUUACGUAAAACUAUAUGAAAAAAAUAUUUUUUAUAUUUCUGGGCAAUAAUAGUGUUUCGAAAAAUAAUAAAGAUAUCUUCGAAUUGAUGAGUAUCAAUUUUCACGAAAUAAUUCAAGUACAAAACUCGGUGUAUAUGUAAGGAAAGGAAUAUAUUUUUUCAAAAAUAUCGAUGAAUUUAUUUUAGACUCAAAAAUUGUACAUAAAACUAUUUUAAAUAACAAAUCGUGAUUUGAAAUCACUAUUCAUAUUCAAGUAUUUCACCUUUGUAACUAAGCUAAAAAUGAAAUUAAUAGAAUAAAUUGUAGAUAAAAGUUUCCUAGUCGGAAACAUACUAAAGUGCUUUCUUGCAGGUGUAGUCGCUUUUUACGUACUCUCAAAAUAAUAAUUCAAUGAUUUUUUCGGAUAUUUUCGCAAAGUUUACAGUAAGUAAACGACUUUGAAUCCUAAAAACCAAAUGAUAUUUUGUUAUGUUUUAAUUAGUGAUUACGUUACAUAUUGAAAUAAAAAAAAAUGAAUUUAUGUAACAAUUUCUUAAUAUUUUUCCAUUUAUAUUAUUUAGUAGUUGUUUUUUUUUUUAUAUAAAGCAUAAUAAAGUGUAUAGUUGAAAAUAUUUCGGAAAAGUUAAAAUACAAUUCUUUCCAAAUGUAAAACUAGAAAAAUUAUUUUAUAAAUUUGUAUGGUUCUGCAUGAUUAUAUCGUUUUCGACAAACUCUUCUAGCAAAAAUAAUUGUGAAUUAUAAUUGUCAACUAGUCACUACUAAAGCAACAAGCAGGUUGUCAUAGGCAGUGACUGAGAUUACUCGUGAAAAAAGGGUUGUAUAUUUUGCAAUCUCGCAAAUUUUUAGAAUAAUGAAUAUGUAGUUUUAAGUAAGACAGAAAAAGUGACAAAACUUAUGAAACGGCGUUGUAGUCGGAAUUAAUUCAAAGUACCACUCAUUUGAAUUGAAAUGUAAAUGGCUAGCAGAACAACUUUUAAAUCUUUAUAAUGAACUGUAAUUAAAGUAAUAGAUUAUAUAUUUUAAAUCGUACAAUAACAUAUUUUACAUUGAAAUUUUAUAGUACUUAUUAUAAUUACUUGUAAUUAAUUAUAAAAAAAUAUAAAAGGCAAAGAAAAGUAAUGAAAACUUGCGUAAAAUUAGUUUUUCGUGAUUAUAUUUAGAUAGAUAAUUAAAAAAUCAGCGACUUAACCCACAAGAUUUUUAAUAAAAAAUUUACAUUGAUCUAUAUCUUUCUAUAUUUAAUCAGCUUGAAUUAUUGUAUCCAAAGCUUGUUCCAUGACAUUUAAUUUAUGUACAUAGUAAUUAAGUAAUUUCGUUUGUGUGAUUUAAUGUACAAUUAUAUUUUAUAUAUUAAACGUAGAUUGAGUCAAUCAUGCAAGCGAUUGCAAAGGGUUAAGUCGAGAAGGGAGUAGCGUGAAGUGUAAUUUGCGUGUAUGCAGCGAUAUAAAUAGGAAACGUGAUCUUAUAUCGCGAUAGAGAAUAUUUUUACAUUUGUAAAUCAUGUUCAAGUGCAGCAUAACAUUACGAAAGAAUUGCGUUCAUCCCUUUCUUGAAAGCGAUUAAAAAUUUAAGAAAUUGAUAAAUCUAAAAUAAUAUUCUUUGAUCUCUAUUAGGAUUCCCCUUAAAACUACUCAAUAUUUGUACUUUUAUUUUAAUAAAGAUAGUAAUAAGUUAUAUAUGCUGAUGUAAAAAUGUACUUUUUAUUUAAAUCCUAUAUUAAAAAAUGUAUUUUUCAU
This is a messenger RNA of Nasonia vitripennis (jewel wasp), 4156 nucleotides long. RefSeq names its product zinc finger protein 836. Gene Ontology annotation, molecular function: RNA polymerase II cis-regulatory region sequence-specific DNA binding; DNA-binding transcription factor activity, RNA polymerase II-specific. The record is from RefSeq and is a predicted model, not a curated record. The coding region runs from base 424 to 2010 and encodes 528 amino acids. Lineage: Eukaryota; Metazoa; Arthropoda; Insecta; Hymenoptera; Pteromalidae. The transcript is spliced from 5 exons. Gene Ontology annotation, biological process: regulation of transcription by RNA polymerase II.